Exophiala spinifera is the source of this 729-nucleotide messenger RNA. RefSeq lists its product as uncharacterized. The record is from RefSeq and is a predicted model, not a curated record. Lineage: Eukaryota; Fungi; Ascomycota; Eurotiomycetes; Chaetothyriales; Herpotrichiellaceae. The transcript is spliced from 4 exons. Bases 1 to 729 code for a protein of 242 amino acids.
AUGCCUCGCAGAUCCAAGAAAGCCAAGACGAACCACCACAGCUCCAAACAGUCCGGCGGUGAUCUAAGCCAGGCUGAAAUCUGGGACGAUUCGGCACUCAUUAGGUCUUGGAACGACGCCGUCGCGGAAUAUGAGUACUACCACAGUAUUCACGCCCGAGGGGAAGAUGUCGAGGAGAUUCUACGCCGAGCGGAAAAUGGUGAACUCGACGACGACAAUGUUGAUGACGCUUCUGGUGCUGGCGCUGAUGUGUCCGGCGAGUGGCACGACGUCAAUCAGAAGCCUGUAACGGCACAAAACAGCUCCGUUCCCGCGGAUGACGAUGAUGGUGAUGAUUACGACGACGACGAGAUCGAAGAUGGAGAAGUAGAGGAUUCGGAGCUCAUGGCGGCAAAAGCAGCAUUGAGCCAAAAAGUUCAAAUACACGGCUCCGAUAACCAAAGUCAAUCAUCAAGUCAACAGCCCGCGACAGCGGCAAUUACUUCAACCACGACCCCAUCCGUAGAACCUCCGCAACAAGGCCAAGAUGAGAAUACUUCUGGACAUACUUCUCUGCCGACAAUUGGGCCCAGCUUGCCAACCACAAGCGACCAACAAGGUCCACUUGUAGAUCAAACGCUCGAAAAUAUCAAAAUGGCAUACUACUGGGCAGGCUACUAUUCAGGCCUCUACGACGGUCAACGCCAGGCGCAGGGCGCAUCAACCGCGGACAACGUUGGCCCGAGUUGA